Molecule: messenger RNA, 873 nt
Organism: Centropristis striata (black sea bass)
Lineage: Eukaryota; Metazoa; Chordata; Actinopteri; Perciformes; Serranidae
Product: myeloid cell surface antigen CD33-like
Exons: 4
Source: RefSeq, a predicted model, not a curated record
AUGGUGACAACCAACAUGUUACUGAGCGUCUUCUUUCUUUCAGGUGCUUUGUCUGCUUGUCCUCACAAUGCAGGCCUAUUCAUUGAUGCACCAAAGCAGAUGGUAGCACUGAGUGGAUCUUGUCUGCAGAUCCCAUGCAACUUUAGUGUUAAAUACAAAGAGAAAUUCAACAGCACAGGAACAAUCUUUGGAGUGUGGAUUAAAAGUAACUCCUAUUUUGACCAAAAAACAAACAAUGUGAUUUUCAACAGCAGCAAGAUGAAUAACAUCUACCCAAUGAAUCUGACUGGAGACCUGAGUGAGAAAAACUGCACCACUUUGUUUUCCAGUGUAAUCACAAGUUUCACAGAGACAUACUACUUCAGGGUUGAUGGCUCGGCAUUCUUUGCAACAGCUACUUGCGAUCCUCUUCAAAUAACAGUUAAAGAUUCUGCUCCGAGGCCCAGCAUUGAGAUCUCAGGUGGUGUGAAUGAUCUGAAGGAGAAGCAGUCUGUCACUAUAACCUGCUCAGCUUUCACUCCCUGUCCACACUCCCCUCCUAAACUCACCUGGACUCUCCAACAAGACCCUCACAACAUCAUAGAUCAAAACACAGAUGCAACCUUUAGAACUAAAAUCCAGGAGACCAUCACUCUGUUAGACACACAUGAUGGACUCACCAUCAGCUGUUCUGCAGGAUAUCCUGUGAAUGAAGGAAAAGAUGUGAAGACAGCAGCAGCAGAAAAAAUUACUCUCAAUGUUUCAUAUGCUCCCAAGAACACCUUAGUGUCCGUCAGUCCAUCAGGUUUGGUGUCAGCAGGUAGCUGGGUGAACCUGACCUGCUCCAGCAGAGCCGUCAGCCGAUUCACCUGGUUCAAGAACAGCAAAGAUGGA